AUGUCACGCGCGGCGAACCUCUACCGCUUGCUUUCCGACGCCGAGGCGGCGCGCCUGCUGGGCCCGCUCUGCCUCGGCUCCCACGCCAUGCGCGCGCUCGUCCUGGGCGACGACGCGCGCCUCCUCGCGCUCGCCGAGAAGCUCGACGCGCUCAACCCGUCGCGGCCGUCGCCUCGCGCCUCGGCCGCCGCUGCACGGCGCCGCCGCUCAUGGGCUUCGACCACGUCUACGCAGACCUCCUCGCCGAACGUCCAAGAGCACGGUGACAUCACUCGCGCCACCGUCCACAAUUGGCGGCUCCGCUCGAGCCCCGGCCAUGGAGGCGUGGGCGAGCUGCAGCCCGGCCACGCGCGGCGUGGGGGCUCCGCUCGAGCCCCGGUCAUGUCGGCGCGGGCGAGCUGCAGCCUGGCCACGCGCGGUGCGGGGGCGAGCUCGAGCCCCAACCAUGGCGGUGCGGGCGAGCUGCAGCCCGGCCAUGCGCGGCGCGGGGGCGAGCUCGAGACCUGGUCAUGGCAACGCUGGCGAGCUCCAGCCCAGCCACGACGGUGCGGGGGCGAGCUGGCGUCGCGAGCUCUGUUUCUUCUCCUUCUCCCUCCCUUCGUCGCGCGGGGCUGGGCACGAGGCUGCACGAGGUGUUGCGGGGCUGGCCGCUGGCCGCUGGGGCAGGGAACGCGGGGCGGGGCGCUGGCCGCCAGGGCUGGGUGCGGUGGCCGGAUGUGGAAGAACGGACGGAAGCGACCGGAUGCGGAAGAACGAACGAACGGGAGGUGGAAGAAGGGAGGAAACUGCCUGCGUCUCGCCUGCCGCAGCCGUAGUUCACACGUCAGGCGGCCGAGCGCGGACGGGACGGAGGUGACAGCAACAGUAACAGAGGUAAAUGGUAGGGCCCAACUGUCAGCGACUAUAACUUAA
Miscanthus lutarioriparius is the source of this 912-nucleotide messenger RNA. NCBI's taxonomy places the organism in Eukaryota, Viridiplantae, Streptophyta, Magnoliopsida, Poales, Poaceae. The record is from the annotation of a GenBank genome assembly.